GUGCUGCUGUUCUGCGUCUGGGAUUUUGUGGAUGCAGCAGUCCGGCUGGUUGAGACCAGCUUCAAGGUGGCCGCAGAGCUGCUGCAGAGCCGCUCAGCGGAUGGCUGUUCCAAAGAGAGCGGUCAGGGGCGGACGGAGCUGACGGAGCGGAGCGCCCGACGCUCCGACGGAGCUGAGUCGCCAACGCCGGCAGAUCCCGCUGCCACCAGCUUCGAGGAGAUUUCGAUUGACGAGAACCCGCUCACACAGCGCUUCGACCGUCUGGCAGAUGGGCUGUGGCUGUUCCUAGAUAUCUACGACCGCGUGCGGCGAUUCGGAGAGGAGGAACCCUACGACAGCCACGCAUGGGGCCUGCGAGACUUCCUCAAGGAGGUUCCCGAGGGCCGCCGCUUGGCGCUCCUGGAGGACACCUUCUCCCUGGCCCGACAGACGGAGAUGUCCUGGGACACAAAGGUGACCUGGUGCACGGCGCUCGUGGCAUCGCUGACCUUUGUGCAGCAGAACGUCUCCUCGGCGCUCGAGCUCUCCUCCAGCAUGUUUCUGCGGUAUCGGAAACUGAUGCGCCUGGAGCAGACCUUCGACGUGCCGACUCACCUGGCCUUCCUGGAGCACGUGCCGCAGUGGUUCGACGAGAUGCCGGUCUUCAUGAAUUCCAUCGGCCACUCCCGGCCGGACCGCGCCGAGCUGCUUUUCUCGCGGAGCUCCCGGCUCUGCACCGCUGAAAACAGCAGCCGCCUCCAAACCUCCAGGGCCUCGAGUCACACGAGCUGGAUGCCGGAGCGUCGGACGUGGGCCGAUUCUACCGGCUACUGGGCCUGGCACGGCCACGGGGCAGCGACGCUCCUGGAGGCCCUUGGUUCUGGUGGGCGCCUGGGGUCCUCCUUGAGCUACACCUUCUGGGCCCUGCGCUCCCUGGACUUGCCGGAGCCUCGCUGCCACACGCAGACGGAGGUGCUCUACGACCCGACGGCGUGUCUGCAGGAGCAGGGCUGGGCCGGCUACGUCUACAUGGACUCGGCGAGGGCGGACAAGACCGUGGCCAGGUACGAGCCCCGGAGGUGGAAGGGGCAGCGCGUGCACCCGACCCCUUUCGAAAUCCAGUCCCUACGAGACGGCGUGGUGGCGCCGCCAGAACCCAUGGACGUGCUGGUAGGCCCCAAAGUGCAGAAACGGGAGUGGGUGGUCGAAAUGCUGCGUGCAGAGAGCAUGACAAUUAGCAAACUCGUUUAUGUGGCCAUCAACCCUCUGCUGCCGCCACCGGCGUUGGCAGAGCCCAAUUUCACUACCGCCUUUGCUGGCUACUGGCGGAAGUCGCCAGAGCAGCUGGCGCGAGGCGCCGUGGCCGCUCAGUGCUCCCUGGCCAGCACCACAGAGGUGCUGCGGCCGCUGUCCUACUCCCUGCUCCAGGUCGAGCACCUCUACGCAGUGUACGUGCACAGUGCCUUUGCGGAGAUGGCACCUGACGAGAUGAAGGAGUUCGAGGAGUGGCGGCUGGGCUGGUUCUGCUCGCCGCUUUCUCGGUACCUCAUGGGCUUGGAG
Symbiodinium necroappetens is the source of this 1539-nucleotide messenger RNA. The record is from the annotation of a GenBank genome assembly. NCBI's taxonomy places the organism in Eukaryota, Dinophyceae, Suessiales, Symbiodiniaceae.